CUAGUGGCAAAGCGAUUCUUCUUGUCGAGCGUUGCCGUAGACUUACGUAGCGACUUGAUCUAAUUCCGUCUCAAGAUUCCACCGUUUUCUUGCGAGUUGCACACGCAAAGCGAUGGAAGGUGCAAGUUGGACAGAGAUUGGCUUCGACACAUAGAACCACCUUACAAGGCCAAUCUGGAGCUUCUGAUUUUCUGCGUUUCAGUCCGGUCAUAUUUGUCAUGACAUUCUGGGAAGUAAAAGAUCGUGAGUUGGAUGCUUCCUUGAUCGAAUUGGCAUGGAGGAGAGAAGCCACUUUGAGUCAAUGCCCCUUGAACGUAGCAUGGGUUUGAUGCCUGGUGCAAUCAUAUAGUUGCAACUGUUGCAACUAUGCUGCCUAUUUUUUGAGCGGAAAGGUUUGCACCUGGAACCUCUUAUUGUUUCUUGCAUGGCCUUGCACGCACAGCAAUCGGAAGUCCAAACCUUGCGAUUCAACAAAGCAAUCAGCCGUUUUAGCAAGGCCAGCAAAUGGCAUUGCAGCUUGCAACUUUUUACAGAAAUGAAAUUGGCAAACUGUUUGCCAGACGUGAUCACAUACAGCAGCAUGAUGGAUGCUUGUGGCAAAGGGCAGAAAUGGCAGCAGGCCCUAUCACUUUUGAGCCAGAUGGACAUGGCAGUCGUGAGGCCAAACACAUACACGUACAGCUGUGCGAUUGCUGCUUGUGCCGAAGCUAGUGCUUGGAUUAUGGCGGAGGCCCUACUGAAGGAGUCAUUCAAGGAAUUUUCAAGCUGCUUCAGCCUGGGGAGCGCCAUCAGUGCGUGCCAUGGUGCGGGCUGGGAACGUGCUCAGGUCUUAUUGGAGUUUGGCAUAGUUUCCUCCAUCCAAGUGGAUACACCUUGUUUCAAUGGCGCACUGAGUGCAUGUCGCAGUCAGUGGCUUCAAGCGCUCGCCUGCUUGUCCUCCAUGAGGGAAGGCUUGGCUGUGCCCAACGUGGUGAGUUUCAGCAGCGCCAUCAGCAGUUUAAGAGAAGGGAAUAGCCUUGGGAGUGCUUGGCCCAAGUCCCUCAACCUCUUGGAGAAGAUGUCGAAGGGACUGGUGCCUCCAAACCUGCUCAGCUACAACGCAGCCAUAGACUCCUUUGCAAAAAGUUUGCAGUGGUUGUUUGCUCUGGAGCUCUUCAAGACCCUACCGCUGCAGAGCUUUGUCCCUGACAUUAUCAGCCAGAGCAGUGUGUUGGAUGCCUGUGAGUUUUUCUCCUGGAAUAAAGCUUUGGGCCUGUUUGGCCAGAUGGCUUCGACCAGACUCAAAGCGGACCUGGAAGCCCAAAGCACCGCCAUCAAUGCCUGUGCUACUGGUUCUCAGUGGCCGCUGGCCAUACAUUUGGCUGCGCUGCCUGCACCGCCGGCUGAUGUCAUUGCAGUGGCAGGUGCACUGAGUGCCUGCGAACAUGGAAGCUACUGGGCUGGAGCCAUCCACCUCUUGCGAUCUAUGCCCCAAAGUCGACUGCUGGCGGAUGAGGCUUGCAAUCAGAGUGUCACUCUGUCCUGUGGUCGAAGCCACUUCUGGAUGAGGUCUUUGCACGUCCUGGGACAUAUGCAAGACCCUGGUAGUGGCAUCAGCAAUGCUAUUUCUGCCUGUGAGAUAAAGGACGCACAAGGCAUCAUGCUUCUUCGCUUCCGCAAUGUGACGAGGGUCCGAACACCGCUGCAUGGUCAUCCCAAGCUGCAAACACGUUUUUGCAGCGGGCAGCCGAAGGUGGUGUCAAGAAGCCUGGCUGGCACCUUUGAUUUGCUUACCAUCAACGUCCGGCACUUGGUGAGCUCUAUCAAGCUCCGAGUCUUGGAGGUUGUCUACCCCAACACUUGGAGUGCGAGCGAAUUUCGCGAAGGAGUUGCUGCUGCAUUUCAGCACGUGAACAGCCUGCUGGAUGAAGGCGACUUCCUGAGCCUGCGACAGCUGUUGGAUGAAGGCCUGCUGGAGGAUCUCCAGAAAAGCCAUGAGGACUUGACAAAGGGCAUGGACUACGAAUUGAAGGAAGUCUAUCAGCUUGGUAUUUUUCACUCCAUGGCGAAGGUGGAUGACCAGGGCUGUGAAGCGGUUUUCGUGACGCCUUUGCUGCGGGUGACGGAGAAGUACACGCUGCAGAAGGAUCCAAAGGUUUGGUGGGAAGUCCGUCGACUCCACAAGUGGACUUUCAAGCGGCUUCUUCCCGAGGAUGGCGAAGAGGCAUCUGACUGGCAGAUUGUGGCGAUGGACAAGAAACGAUGGCGCCCUCCCAUGUUGAAAGAUGAGGAGUAGCCUCUAAUCUCAGCAAGAGGUCAAGCUUUCUUAGGAGUCCAACGAGACCAGGUCUGACAUUUCGGUGCUGCGUCCACACCGCGGGAAGGUGGCUGUUUUUGAGCUCUUUGCGCCGAUGCAGACCUGACAGUGGCAAGAGCUCUGAAUGUGAUAUCCACAGACAAACGUGGACCGAAAGGAGCCUUCCAAGCCCAUCGUAGCCGAAUCGUAGCACAUCUUGUCUUAGGGGAAUCUGGUGUUUGGAACACCAGCAAUUUGUUCAAAGCUGUCAAAGCUCAAUUCCAAUUCCAUAGGACUGGCUCAUGACUUGCCAGCGCUGACAGUCUGACAGUGUUCCUCCAAAGAAUGUCCUCGACUGAAAA
Molecule: messenger RNA, 2637 nt
Organism: Cladocopium goreaui
Lineage: Eukaryota; Dinophyceae; Suessiales; Symbiodiniaceae
Source: the annotation of a GenBank genome assembly